GGCGCGGCCCCGGCCCGGCCGCUCCCGCUGGGCGCCCCCGACCGGGUCCGGCCCGGGGGGCGGGGGCCGCGGCCGCCGAGGAUGGGGAAAUCCAACAGCAAGUUGAAGCCCGAAGUCGUGGAGGAGCUGACCAGGAAAACCUACUUUACUGAGAAGGAAGUCCAGCAGUGGUACAAAGGCUUCAUCAAGGACUGCCCUAGCGGGCAGUUGGAUGCAGCAGGCUUCCAGAAGAUCUACAAGCAGUUCUUCCCAUUUGGAGACCCCACCAAGUUUGCCACAUUUGUUUUCAACGUCUUUGACGAAAACAAGGACGGACGGAUCGAGUUCUCUGAGUUCAUCCAGGCGCUGUCGGUGACCUCGCGGGGAACCCUGGAUGAGAAGCUGCGGUGGGCCUUCAAGCUCUAUGACUUGGACAACGACGGCUAUAUCACCAGGAAUGAAAUGCUGGAUAUCGUGGAUGCCAUCUACCAGAUGGUGGGGAACACUGUGGAGCUCCCCGAGGAGGAGAACACCCCUGAGAAGAGGGUGGAUCGGAUCUUUGCCAUGAUGGACAAGAAUGCCGACGGGAAGCUGACGCUGCAGGAGUUUCAGGAAGGGUCCAAGGCGGACCCCUCCAUCGUGCAGGCACUGUCCCUCUAUGAUGGGCUGGUAUAGUCCAGGGCCCAGAGCUGGAUGCCUGGGAACCAUCGCCUCCUCCCGUGCCAUGAGGCCACCUCAGCCCUGACACCACCCCGUGUGUCCCCCCAGCGUCCCUCCGCAGCCACACACAGCCGGGCCCUUGGACCGCGAGGCCCCGGCUCUCCCCCCACCUGCCCUGCACCCAGCCACCGCCUGAAGCCACUGACUCCAGUCGCCAGCCACCUCUGCUUGUCCAGAAAAUGAUAAACACAACGGAAAAGGCUACAGCCCUCUGCAAAACCAAGGACACGGCUGCUUGGCGGGCAGCCUCUCGGUUCCUCCUGCUCUCUCGCGCGCGUGCUUUUGUUUUUUAUUUCCAACAGACAUUUUAAAAGAAAAAAUAACAAACUACCUUCUGUCCUAGAAGAUACAGACUGACCGAUGGGGAGAAGGCCUGGGGACCUCAGAGAACUCUGCCUCCGCCUGGGCCCUCGGCAGCCGAGGAGCCCGUGGGGAGCCCAGGGGUGUCUGGGGGGGCCUGCCUGAUGGGCGUUACCUGUCAUCCCAUCCUCAGCAGCAAAGCCACCCGUGUGGCAAGGAUAAUCGAUGGUGAUGAUGGUGAUUUUUUGUGAUAACAGUAUUGUGCUUUUCGUGGGGAAAGUGAGGUGUUUUUUUUUUUUACAUACAUAUACAAUGGAUCUCUUUUAUUUAUUGGUUGUUAACUGUUGCUGCUGCCUCGUGUGUCCGAGCUCCCAGGGCUGCGGGGCCUACGUUUACACGUGCAGCCUCACCCACCUGCCCACACUCGCCUGGGAGGAGGGUGGCCUGCAGCGGCCAAGAAGCCAAAAACAAACUUUUUUUUUUUUUUUUCAAUACUGUGCUUGAUAUCUGGGGAGGGGAAAGGCGGGAAUUCCUAAAUGGCUACUGCGCUGUUCUCUCCAGCCCAAUGCCUCCUUCCAAAUCCCUUCUCCCCGCUGCCUCCCCACCUGUCCCCACCCUCUGUCCUCCUCUGGGUCCACAACAUUUUUUCUGAGGACGAACAGGGGACGUCUUUCAGUCUCUCAGCUCCUGCUUUGGUGUUUGCAGCAGCAUGGAAAGUGGAGAGCCUUUUCCUAAGAGCAGGAAGCAGGAAAGGUGGGGUUGGGUGCAGAGGCAGGAGUAGGAGGGGGGCUUGCAAGCUAGCAGCAGGGAGGGACACCUCCACCUCCGUGGGGGCGGGGCGGAGCUGAGAGCAGCGCACGAGCUCUUCCCUCUGCUUUUCCGCCUUCCUAUCUGCCUGUCCAUGUAGACUACACGGUGUUCUUCCCUGUCCCUGUCUUAGCUCAGAUGCGGGGAGGGAGGGGAGGAGAGAAGGGGUCCGGGCAGUCCUGUUGGGGUGGCUCUUGCUCCUCAGAGCUGUGGCCCACACUCCCUCACAGGAGACUUCUAGCUCUGCCUGCUACCGAGACCAGGGACAGCCCCAGAACUGUCACCAGGAUCAUCAGGCGACCCUAGACUGGUGGUCAGGAGCCCGAGGUUGGCCCUUGCUCCAUAAUGGCAGGCAACCCCCUGCCGUCUCUGGGUCUCACUUGCCCCGUCUGCGGAGCCAGGAGGCGCUGGCUGAUCGAUCUUGAAGGCCCUUUUCUGUGCUGACAUUGUAUGAGCCUGGAAUUCCAUUUUCUACCAUUUGUGAUUCUGUGGCCUGUGGCUAAGUUUGCCAGACCCUAGCAGACACGGGGACUGUCUGAGUCAUAGCACAGCCCCCACUUUGUCUCCUGCACAAGUCUUCAGGCACACAGCAGCCUUGGUUGCUUGUGUGUGGGGUCUGUCCCAGUAGCUGAAUAUGUCAGAUGACACCUUGUCCCUUUAUGCAGUGUUUCCUGGACACUUGGGCUCCCUUUUGGGCCCAGAACUGGUCCUCACCAAGGGAAGCCUUCUGGGUGGGGGAGCAGCCUCCCAGCUGUCUAGGGCCGGGCCUGGGUCUAGAGUUCUUGCUUCUUCUUUGCAAAGUCUACAGCCUGUCAUCCCAUCCCCAAGAGGGGAAAAGCUGGCCCUUGGUUCCCACUCUGGGUCAUUCUUGGUGUCCACUUUGCACUUCCAGGAAGCCAGAUUCUCCUGCUAAUUAACCCUCCGCAGCAGACUUUCAGCCCACGAACGCCCUCCACCAAAAAGCAGCUUUACCGUGCAGGGCUUGCAUGUCCUUUCCUGCUGGCUGAAGUGUUCUUCAGUGCUCUUGCACUGGCAGACCCUUGGGCUGCACCAUAGCCCCACUGUAAGCUCCGCAGGUCCUGCAGGGGUGGGAGCAGUGGUUCUCCCUUCACAGAUGACUUGGCACGUGGACUCUUCCUGGUCCCCGUGGGUCGGCUUCCUGCUCAGCCACUGGCCAGGAGGCCUGGCGCUUGCCACCAACUGUCGCAGUUGCUCAGCCCAGCUCUGACCUGGAACCCAGUGCAGGGGAUGGACUUGGUGACUUGGAGUUGAGGGGAUGACAGUGGGGCCUUUUCCUGGGUCAGAUUGCUUCUCUCUGGCCUCUGCCAGAGCCUCAAUUGGCCUCUGGUCAUGCAGCCUCUUCUGGAGGCGUCAGGGGAGUCACCUGUGGCUGCAAAUUGUCCGGGGUUGAGCAUGUGGACGCCUCCAGCUGAGGCAUCCAACCUCGAGACAGCCAUUGAGCACUGGUGUGCCAGGCCUUGUCCCAUCAUCCUGCCCUCUGGCCUUUUGGUUAGGAGCCACGGUGUGGCCUUUGGCCUUAGCAGGCAGUGUCCUUGGGCACUGCAGCCCAGUGUGCCUGUGGGUCCAUGCCUCGAGUACACUUUUGCUCCAUUCCCCAAGACCACCCAGAGCUGCCGGAAGGGCCACCCUUCUUCCUGGCAGGGUGCUGGACACUGGCCAUUUUUGCUCGAGGUUGCCAGUCAGGGAACGAUUUUUGUCCCUUCCUCCCCUAGCUGCAUCAGCACCCCCAUUUUUCAGCCCCAUCGGAUGCUGCUCUUUGGGGCUUCCAGCCCAGUGGCCAGGCCCUUGGUCCCUCUGCAGAGCCUCACUCUGGGGCCAGGGCAGGGACCAGCGCCACAGCCAGGACUUUUCCUCACAGCAUCAGCUCCCCACUCUGUGUUGAUGGUGACUUCGGAGAAUGUCACGAUUAUUCAAUAUUUGACAGGCAGCGUUUAAAAUAACAUCAAGGCAAACGUAUGUGUCAUCCUCUGUGCUGACAUCUCUUCCCCUGAAAUGCUUUUCAUUUGACAGCCAAUCUCCUAGACACCUGGGCUUUCAGUGACAUUGUCUCUUCUUUGGGGAGGGACUGGGGGAAGGUCAGGAUGCCUGGGGCUCCCUCCCCAGGGAGGUGGCCUCUCUCUGGAGAAAGCCCCCACUGCCCACAAGGGGAAAGCCACUCUCUUCCCAGCGCAGAUUCAGCGUUUAAGGGAUCCAAGGAAGCGCGGGGGGCUCCCUGGUGGUGGUGAGUGAUGAAGGCAUGUAAGGGGGGCUUCCACCCCAGCAUCAGGUGGUCCAAAGGGAGGCUAGAGAGGGAGGCUAGAGGUGGAGGCGAGGAGGGGCCCUGGGCCUCCAGCCCCACAGUAUUGACAGUAUGUCUCCCAGAUGCCCCUCUGCUAGGUCACUCCCAGGGAUAGCAAGUUAAUCAGCAUAAGGGCACUGUGAUGGGAAGCCUUGUCCCCCCACUUUUUUUUUUUAAUAUCUGCGGAAUAAACCCAAUGGUUAAUUUUUGAAUGAAUAAAAGGCUUUUGUUGAAUAAACAGCUGGUCACAUCUUG
Messenger RNA from Cynocephalus volans (Philippine flying lemur), 4360 nucleotides. It is a transcript of the gene NCS1, whose product is annotated as neuronal calcium sensor 1. The record is from RefSeq and is a predicted model, not a curated record. The coding region runs from base 82 to 654 and encodes 190 amino acids. Gene Ontology annotation, molecular function: calcium ion binding; calcium sensitive guanylate cyclase activator activity. Lineage: Eukaryota; Metazoa; Chordata; Mammalia; Dermoptera; Cynocephalidae. The transcript has 8 exons.